GCGGCUUUAAUAAAAGAAGGAAGUAGGGGGAGGCAAGGUAUAUAAGUAACUAUAUAUUGAUUGAAUGCAUUGAAGUGAAUAAUUGAGUUGUGAGAUCGAUGGCGUCGACUGAUCCGGAUCUGCCACGUGACUCAUGGGUGUGUUCUCUUGCAGAAGAAGCAGAAGAAGAAGCUUCCAAUAACAAGGCCAUGGAGGAGUUUCUGAACAACAUCUACUCGUCCAACGACACGAAGAGCACUGCUGACAAGGCGAGCCUUCAGAAACAGAGGAGGAUGAUCAAGAACAGAGAGUCUGCGGCCAGAUCCAGGGAACGCAAACAAGCUUACACCCUUGAGCUAGAAUGUUUGGUUCUUCAACUUGAGGCUGAGAAUACCCGAUUAUUAGAGGAACAGGCACAAAUCAAGAGGCAGAGGUACAACCACCUCCUCCACACCAUCAUUCCAGUUAUCCACAAGCGUAAACCAAGACCAAUGCUUCGCAGACUCAAUUCCCUCCCCUGGUGAUUGCUCAAUACCCCUCUUCAAUCUUCAUCCAUUUAUUGUACUGCCUCAAAUCAAUAAUCAAAUAUUAUAUGUUAACCAAGCACCUCUUUAUUAAUAACUUUUGAUACCGUGACGUGGCAAUAGUGCAUGAAUAUGAAAGACUGAAAGAGGAGUCAAUGCGAUACGCAUUGUCUACGCCUCUGUCAAGCACUUGACGAAUGCUUUGACGUUUUCUCUCUGUGUUUCGCGCCUUGGACCUUAUAAACAUUUGACGACUUCCAUAACCAGGUCUUAUUCACUCCAGCUGUACCACACUUUAAUACCUAAUUAAUUAUGGAUUUGCCUGAAAAAUAUCAUUAA
Arachis ipaensis is the source of this 842-nucleotide messenger RNA. RefSeq names its product bZIP transcription factor 12. The record is from RefSeq and is a predicted model, not a curated record. Gene Ontology annotation, cellular component: nucleus. Gene Ontology annotation, molecular function: DNA-binding transcription factor activity. Gene Ontology annotation, biological process: positive regulation of DNA-templated transcription. NCBI's taxonomy places the organism in Eukaryota, Viridiplantae, Streptophyta, Magnoliopsida, Fabales, Fabaceae.